Molecule: messenger RNA, 1701 nt
Organism: Closterium sp. Yama58-4
Lineage: Eukaryota; Viridiplantae; Streptophyta; Zygnematophyceae; Desmidiales; Closteriaceae
Source: the annotation of a GenBank genome assembly
AUGUCACCAUCCACGUCAGCACCUGCGACAUCAGCAGCACCGCCAUCAGCAGAAGCAGGAGCAGGAACAGGAGCAGAAGCAGAAGCAGGAACAGGAGCAGGAGCAGGAGCAAGAGCAGAAGCAGAAGCAGGAACAGGAGCAGGAGCAGGAGCAGGAGCAAGAGCAGAAGCAGAAGCAGGAGCAGGAGCAGGAGCAGGAGCAGAAGCAGAAGCAGGAACAGGAGCAGGAGCAGGAGCAGGAGCAAGAGCAGAAGCAGAAGCAGGAACAGGAGCAGGAGCAGGAGCAGGAGCAAGAGCAAAAGCAGAAGCAGGAGCAGGAGCAGGAGCAGGAGCAGAAGCAGAAGCAGGAACAGGAGCAGGAGCAGGAGCAGGAGCAGGAGCAGGAGCAGGAGCAGGAGCAGGAGCAGGAGCAGGAGCAGGAGCAGGCGCAGCAGCAGGGGAAGCGGGGGGGGCAUGGGAGAGCGUGGGUGCAGACGUGCUGCUGGCAGUGCUGCAGCGGCUGACAGCGCGUGAGUGGGCGGCGUGCUUCUGUGUGUGCUCGCACUGGCGACGCACGGCCAUGGACGCCAGUCUGUGGCAAGCAGCGUGUCACCGGGAAUUCGCCAUUCAUCAUCCAUCCAACUCCCCUCUCGCACACCUCCUCCUCGACUCACUCCCUCCCUCCCACUCUCCCGUAACCCCUUCCUCCACCUCUUGCUCCUCCGCCUCCUCAUCCUCUUCGUCUCUCCGCCCCCCUCUCCCGUCCCCCUUCCUCCGCAUCUUCCCCCGCGCCUACCUCUCCCCCCACCGCCCCUACCUCUGCCUCGCCGCCCGCCUCGCCCACGUGCUCCGUGGCGUCGCCAGUGUCCUCAUUGACUUCUGCCUGCCUCGUUCGCUCCACCACUCGCUCCUGCCCUCUCAAGCCCAUGCCAUCACUCUCCAUGCGUACCUCUCCCUCUCCACUGCUACGCCACGCCUUCUCUCUCCAUUUCUCCCCCCGGUGAUGCAGUGGGAGGGGGAGGGCCGGUUGCUGCUGCCAACCCAUGCCAUGCACACAUGCAGCCACCAUACCUCGUGCACUCACACACACACAUGCACAGGCACAUGCACACAUGCGUGCACAUGCAGCAGCACACCUGCUUGCGCAUGUGCACGCCCCACAUGUUCUGCAGCACUCCCUUUUCCACCGCAUGUGCUCAGUGACGCCUUGGCUGACAUCACCCUCUACUCCAGCCGUGGGUGUGUGUUGCUGGGGCGCGCAGCAGUGGAGGUGUGGGAGACACAGGUGGAACGGGAGGAGGAGGGGGGGGAGGAGGAUGAAGCGGAUGAUGGGCGAACGGAUGGGGAUGGGGUGAGCAGUGGGGCAGAAGGGAGCGAUGGGGGUGGCAGUGGGCGCAUGGCAUGGCUGCUGAUGUUUGUCCCAGAUGGCUCGGACGAGCCUUUCUCUGCCAAUGCACUUGUCAUUGACUGGCGGGCGGCAAGGGGGACAAGGGGAGGUGCGGGAGGAGGUGGGGCAACGAGAGGCGACGUUAAAGCACGGGCAGAGGGGGGAGGAGGAGGACGAGGGGAGGAAGGACUUGGGAUAGUGGGUGGGGAAGGUAGGGGGAGAGAUUGUGGGAAGGAGGAGGUAGGUGGUUGGCACAUUUCACUGCGGUUGACUGAAGAGGGCGUGCACAGUGUGUUUGACAGCCAUGCAUGUGUCAGUUUGACGGGCUCUUACUAG